GUCGCCGUUCUUUUCGCCUCGCCUUGAAUCUCACCCCUUCUUUGCCAUUUAGCGCCUGCUUGACGCUUCAUAUGCGCGUGAAUUCAAUGCAUUCUUUGAUAUAGCUCGCCACUGUCUCGCUCCAUACGAUCGUUGUCUCCCUUCGCACUCUGUUGACCUAGUGUUUUGGGUGGAGACUCGCUCGGAUCCACGCCCACUUGCUGGCCUGGGGGCACCCACCCCUCGAUACCAACACCGAUCUCUCAGCGAUCUCUCAUAUACGUUUCAAUUUUGUCGUCGAUUCGACUACCCUUCGUUUUCCUUGAUCCCUUUGCUCCGAGUCGCGGAACCGAUGUGGUAAAUCAGGUCUCCCGGGUUUCGAAUUAGGAGGUCUUCUUGGGCACAAGACGUCGCCCAUCUUCAAUCCUUGUCUCCCCUGGCAACUCCUUCAUAUAUCCACCGACCACGAUGCUUUUUGUCUUAGGGGGCCGUUCAACGGCCCGUCGCCCUCACCUUGCGCUCUUUUUGUUCCUGCUCGUCGCUAUACUGGCACAGAUAGCCUUUGCCGCAGACGAGUCGACAUCCUCAACGACAACGACAACCUCAACUGAGUCGACAUCGUCAACAACAACAACUUCUACUACUACUACUUCUACUACCACUACUACUUCUUCUUCUUCUUCUUCUUCUACGUCAUCAACUACCAGUAGUACAAGCUCAACCACAACGACCGCAGCUAAUGACUACCCGGUCGUCACACCCCCGCCGACGGACGACGCCCCGUACAUGCAAAAGUCCGCCGCACCAGAGGGAACCCUCUUUAUCGCCGUUGGAGCAGUCCUAGGCGCAAUGGGCCUGUCCGUCCUCGCAUGGCGCGCUCUCGUCGCAUGGUCCGUCAAUCGCUCCGUCCGCCGAGCAGCCAUGAUGAUGCACUCUUCCGAAAACAAGGGCCUGAUCCGCACCAAGAAGAAGAGGUCCAGAGGAUCCCGCUCCCACAGCCACGGCCACGGAGCCCAAAAUUCCGUGUCUCUCGGAAAAAUCAGCGGAAACCGUAACAGCAGCUACAGGGACAGCCGCGCAUCCAAAGUCCCUACCUCCGGUAGCGGCCUGUUCUUCUCCCCCACCGCGGGAGUACACAGCAAUAGCAACAGAGCCUCUAACUAUCUCCCCGCGGGCUACUACGCCGCAGGCAGCGCCGCCGCAGGGCUCGCCCAGAACGUCGGGUUAUCACCCGACCAUGUCCCCGGUCUUGGGCCGCAAGCACGCGGUUACACACGUACAGGUUCUGGCCCUACCCCGCCUGCCACACCCAUGUCCCCCCCAUCUGGGAUGCACGACGCACCCCAGCAAAACAACCACAGCAGCAGCAACCUAAGGCAAUCCUACGCAGCGAACUCAACAAGCAGUCUAAACCUCGCUUCUCCCCCUCAAGGACGAACGCCAAGUGCCUACCUAGAAGAUCUAUUCGAGAACCAUCCACCUCAUUCUCCGAAUGCGCCUCACUAAAUUCUCUUACAUGCGGAAACGAAAAAAAAAAAACCCCUCCCUUUUCCUUGACUAUAUCUACUUAAUUACCCUUGUUUUUUUUUU
Messenger RNA from Aspergillus ochraceoroseus IBT 24754, 1569 nucleotides. RefSeq lists its product as uncharacterized. Bases 448 to 1485 code for a protein of 345 amino acids. Lineage: Eukaryota; Fungi; Ascomycota; Eurotiomycetes; Eurotiales; Aspergillaceae. The transcript has a single exon. Gene Ontology annotation, cellular component: fungal-type vacuole. The record is from RefSeq and is a predicted model, not a curated record.